Molecule: messenger RNA, 1588 nt
Organism: Coregonus clupeaformis (lake whitefish)
Lineage: Eukaryota; Metazoa; Chordata; Actinopteri; Salmoniformes; Salmonidae
Gene: dnajb4
Product: DnaJ heat shock protein family (Hsp40) member B4
Exons: 3
Coding region: 466-1512 (348 amino acids)
Cellular component (GO): cytosol
Molecular function (GO): protein-folding chaperone binding
Source: RefSeq, a predicted model, not a curated record
CUCGACAGAUUAAUCCCCAAAAAAGAGCCGAAUAUGGGAAAUGACGUGCCUCAACAGCAUUACAGUUCUAGAAAGUGCCCCUGGAUUCCAGCGAGCAGAGAGAGCAUGCCAGUGGGGUCGGUCUCAGGGGAGGGGAGCCAAGGGCCACGGCUGUUUAAAGUGGGUCUAUAUCGGGAUGUGGAUAAAUAUCACGGGGUCCACAGCGCUGAGCAACCACUCUCUAAACGUAGCUGCUCACUGUUCAACUGCCUGCCCGUGUGUCCGUGUCUGGCUGACACUGAUAUUAUUGUUGAGAGUCGCGGAGAGAGCAGCGGUUACAUUUUCCACUUGCCGCCAUAUCAGAGGGGUCUCUCUCUCUCUCUCUCCUGGAUAUAUUUCCAUAGCGGAUUGACUGACUGACAGGCAGCGUCCGUCGAACAGCAGCCGGUUCUCUUCUCUCCAGCGCGAGGCCGCUUCCGGGAAACUAUGGGGAAAGAUUAUUAUAAAAUCCUGGGGAUAGUGAAAGGAGCGGCCGACGAGGACAUCAAAAAGGCGUACAGAAAACAGGCUCUGAAAUGGCACCCGGACAAAAACAAGGCGGCCAACGCCGAGGAGAAAUUUAAGGAGAUCGCCGAGGCAUAUGAAGUCCUCAGUGAUCCGAAGAAAAGGGAGAUAUAUGAUCAGUAUGGAGAAGAAGGUCUCAAAGGAGGCGGUGGCCCCGGUGGCGGUCCAGAUGGCCAGGGCAGCAACUUCACCUCCUACACGUUCCACGGAGACCCCCACGCCACCUUCGCCACAUUCUUCGGCGGCGCCAACCCUUUCGAGAUGUUCUUCGGACGCAAGGCCAACGGGCGCGGUCCGGGCGGAGACGACGAGGACAUGGAGGUGGACGGCAACGACCCGUUCGGCUCCUUCACCUCGUUUAAUCUCAACGGGUUCCCUCGGGACCGCCACGUGGGGCUGGGCGGGCAGCAGAGGAGGAAGCAGGACCCGGCCAUCCAUCACGAGCUGCGGGUAACACUAGAGGAAGUGUUUCAUGGUUGCACCAAGAGGAUGAAGAUCAGCAGGAAGAGGAUGAACCCAGACGGACGGACCAUGAGGACGGAGGAUAAGAUACUCACCAUAGAGAUUAAGAGAGGAUGGAAGGAAGGAACCAAGAUCACGUUCCCCAGAGAAGGGGACGAAUCGCCCAACACCAUCCCUGCUGAUAUCGUGUUCCUCAUCAAGGACAAGCCCCAUGCGCACUUUAAAAGGGAGGGGUCGGAUAUCGUGUACCCGGUGAAAGUUAGUCUACGACAGUCGUUGUGUGGUUGCUCUGUGACGGUGUCUACGAUAGACGGGAAGACGUGCAACAUGAAGAUCACUGACGUGAUAAAGCCAGGCAUGAGACAGACUGUAGCUGGACAGGGGCUUCCCUUACCUAAGAACCCCGAGCAGAGAGGGGACCUGGUGGUGGAGUUUGACGUGAACUUUCCUGAGAGUCUCCCCGCCAACGCCAAGGAUGUCCUGAAGAGGCAUUUACCUGCAUCCUAGAAGAACAGACACACAGAGACACACAGAGAGACAGAGACACACAGAGAUGGAGACACACAGAAAGACAGACACACAG